CCCGUUUUCGGCGUGUCCCAUGGACAGGCACAAAGUGAAGCGCCAGAGGCUGGACCGCAUUUGCGAAGGCAUAAGGCCUCCUAUUGGUAAUGGUCCAAUGCCAGCUCGUCCAUUGGUUGCCCUCCUUGAUGGCAGGGAUUGCACUGUAGAAAUGCCUAUCCUGAAAGAUGUUGCCACAGUGGCUUUCUGUGAUGCACAAUCAACUCAGGAAAUCCAUGAAAAAGUUCUAAAUGAAGCUGUUGGGGCUCUGAUGUACCACACCAUUACCUUGUCACGCCAGGACCUGGAGAAGUUCAAAGCUCUCCGGGUAAUUGUGCGAAUUGGCAGUGGCUAUGACAAUGUGGAUAUCAAGUCAGCUGCAGAAUUAGGCAUUGCAGUAUGCAACAUCCCUUCAUCUUCUGUAGAAGAAACAGCUGAUUCUACCCUCUGCCACAUCCUGAAUCUUUAUCGUCGGGUUACAUGGCUUCACCAAGCAAUGAGAGAAGGAAACAGAGCCUCGAGUAUGGAGCAAAUCAGAGAGGUAGCUGGGGGUGCUGUACGUAUCCGUGGUGAGACCUUGGGCAUCAUUGGCCUUGGCCGAAUUGGGCAAGCAGUUGCCUUACGUGCAAAACCCUUUGGUUUCAACAUUAUGUUUUAUGAUCCUUAUUUGCCUGAUGGAGUGGAGCGUUCCUUGGGAUUACAGCGGAUGGCCACCUUACAAGAUCUCCUAAUGCACAGUGAUUGCAUCACAUUACACUGCAGUCUGAAUGAGCAUAAUCAUCAUCUCAUCAAUGACUUCACUAUUAAACAGAUGCGUCAGGGUUGCUUUCUAGUGAAUACAGCUCGUGGAGGUCUGAUUGAAGAGAAGGCCCUAGCUCAAGCCCUAAAGGAAGGGAGGAUCAGAGGGGCUGCUCUUGAUGUGCAUGAGUCAGAACCUUUCAGUUUUGCUAAUGGGCCCCUAAAAGAUGCUCCCAAUGUGAUUUGUACACCUCACACAGCCUGGUACAGUGAACAGGCUUCUAUUGAGUCGAGAGAGGAUGCGGCUAAGGAGAUCCGAAGAGCCAUCACAGGUCACAUACCUGAUGGUUUGAGGAACUGUGUUAACAAGGAAUACUUGCUUUUAGCGGCUCAGUGGUCUAGCAUUGAUCCUGCAGCUGUACAUCCAGAGCUUAAUGGAGCUACAGCUUACAGGUUUCCAGGAGUAGUAGGAGUAGGAACCUCUGGGCUGCCGGAGCCACCAGUUGAGGGAAUUGUAGCUCACAGCAUUCCCUCUGUGUCUCACUCUGCACCACACACUCCUUCUCCAGGAGAGUCAAGCAAAUUGGAGCCAGACAGAGAAAUCUCCACUGACCAGUAGCACCUUUCUUGUCUCAUUCAGCCCUUAAAACAAAACAGGGAAAGUUUCCUGUUUUUAGGACAUAUUGUGACACCCCCUCCUCUCCUGGACUGCUUCCUCAACGGACAGGAGAAUGCAUUUCAUUAUUGGCAAAUUCUAGCUUUUGCCUAUAAACAGGUAUUUUUAUAAUGAAUUUAGUUUAAAUCUCUUGGUGAAUCUCUUUCUUUACUUUGGGCAAUGAAGUAGUGAUUUUUCAUUAUUUUGAUAAUGCUUAGUUUUAACAUGCAAAUUUGUAUGCCCUUGCCUCCAGUGUAUGAUAUAGAGGGAAACAGAACCAAACUGAGCAGUACCUGGAUGAACACAUGAAUUCCAGUGAUUUCUAUGACUGGCGUGGUUUUUAACGUGAUUUCUUAGGUUGAGUAUCAGUUCCGUCUCAGGUACAAGUAAUAAAAACACUGUAUUGGGAUAGGGUGGGGGAAGCUGUGCAUCUGGAUUGCUUUAUAGAAAGAAGCAGAAUUCUUGCUCAGUUGUGAGCACUUACUACUUCAAUCCUUCCUACUUACAUUAACCCGAUGUGGUUGUUGAAUGAUUUGUUCCCAGGGCUAGGGAUAAAUAAUUACAAAAACAAGGUGGAUGUGGAAUUCUGUCUGGAAUUUGUACGUAAAACAUUUACAGAAAAUCAGUUGAAUUGUUUUAAUAGUUAAGAUGCUUGGCGGGUUAUGGGAAGGAAGAUGAUUGAAUUGAGAUUUUGAGCCCAACUCAGGGAAUGAGGACUCAGCUCCACACAGAAAAGUAGGAGGAAUUUUAGAGCUCAAGACUUCGUGUUACAGGAUGUCUGCUUACAAAUAGUGCAAACUUUGCAGCAACAAAAAAGGUAAAAUUCUAGAACUUAAUUUAGGAUUGAAGUUUCUUUGACCCGUCUCUUUAUAGCUUCAAAGGCCAACCUAGGAUUUUUUUCCCUUUGGAUUUUGUCUAGUGUGAAAUGUAUUGGAUAUGUGUGUCCAGUCUUCUUUUUUUUUUUACUCCUAUUCUUCUCUGAAUUCCUUGUCUUGCAACAAACAAACAAAUCUUAUUCUCAAGCCUGCAACUAGCUAUGCAUAUUCUUCCUGAAAGAUGCAGUUGUUCUGUUCUAUGACAGUUUUCUAACUUGAGUGUGUUUUAAAUGAGGCAUUUAAACCCUAUAUAGAGGCAGUACUAGGGUAUAAUUUUGGGGGGGUGUGGGGGAAAAUUUAUUUUUCCUUAGCAUAUUGUCUACACAGCAUAUAUUUCAUCAUGAAACAAAAUAUUUAUUAUGUUCAUAUAUAUUAUUUUCACAUUGUUUGGAAUUUUGAGCAUGAAAAAUUAUGUUUUUUUAAACCAAUCUGGUUAAGUAUAUAGUUAAGAGAUAAAUUUGGGGAGUGGAGAAUGGCAGUUCUUCUUUCCUAGGAGUUGUGUUGAUUUGCUUUGUGGUGGGUUUGUUAAACAGAAUUAUCAGUCAGGCAAUCUGGAAAAAGAUAAAGUAAGAUACCCACCACUUUAAUCUGUGCUUACAGCUAAAGGUUAAUAAUUGGUUAGCACAUUCCCAAACUUUAGACUGUUCUUCAGACUUAAAUGUCAGUGGCUAACUGGCAGGUGCAUAUCCCCCUUUAACAUGAGUGAGAUACUAAUGGAGAAAAGCAAAUUAAUUUUUAUAUUGAUCAUAUUCUGACAAAAUUCAUAUUUUGUUUUUGCUUGAGAUGCCAUAUUCCUUAAUAUGUUAGAAUGUAAGUUGGAAGUGUUUGAUAUAGUGUAAGCUCUGGUAAUUGGGAGUCAUAGUUGCUUUAUAAUGGCAUGGGUGAUUAUGAUUAUGUGUUUAAAAUUCAGAUACCUCUUGGGAUGCUCAGGUUUUUUUAGGGUGGGGUAAAUUAACAAAUUAGUACUACAUAUGUGAUAGUUAAGUAUAGGGGGCCUUUCAAUGACUUUUCAGUGAACUUUCAGAGAAUUUUUGAUUAGGGCAAAACAACAAAUGCAGCUUUUUAUUGAAACUUUGUAAUAAAACUCUAACCAAUUAAAACUGGAAUUAAGGUGCAAGCAUAAUUUAAUGCUAGCCCUUAAGAAGGUUGAAGAAUCAGGAAUGGUGAUGAGGUGGCUCACUCCCUUGCCCAUCUCUUCAUAAAUUUUCUAUACUUUUCUUUCCCAUUCUAAAAAACUAGAAGCA
Molecule: messenger RNA, 3491 nt
Organism: Thamnophis sirtalis
Lineage: Eukaryota; Metazoa; Chordata; Lepidosauria; Squamata; Natricidae
Product: C-terminal-binding protein 2
Biological process (GO): regulation of transcription by RNA polymerase II
Cellular component (GO): nucleus
Molecular function (GO): NAD binding; transcription corepressor activity; transcription coactivator activity
Source: RefSeq, a predicted model, not a curated record